UUAGUAAAUGAGAUAUAUUUAUAUAUUCGAAAAAGGAUUUAUAAUUCUAAAGAUUGUGUGAAAUAAGUGAUUUGAAAUACAGAUAACCCAAAGAACAUGAAUAUUUCACAGUACAUUCAUACCAUUUCUUUUAUUAUAAUAUUCAAGAUUUACGGGUCAUAUUCCAUUACAGUCCUAAUUAAUAAAAACAUAUCCGGGGUAAUUGGAGAAGGUGGUACACGAAUACAGUGUUCAUACAUCAGGCAAGAUGCGACUAAAAUAUUUACAAUCGAGUUAAAAGCUAACAACGAAACAGUUGCAACAUUUUUACCAGAUGAGAAGCCUAGGUUGACAACAAAGGGUCGAUAUUUGGAAGGAAGAGUCACACUGAUGAAUAUAAGUAAAGUGUCUACAGAAGCUGUUAUGAUAUUCAAUAAUUUAACAUGCAAUGAUCAAACCAACUAUAGUUGUUCCAUUGUGUUUCUUGGCCAAAACGGUAGAACAGAAGAAAGUCAUUCAGAAAUUACAACACUUAAUGUGAAAGCUCCACCGUCAAAACCUCAAUACGCAGCGAUUGUCGAUUUACUAGAAGAUGAAUCUACAACUGCAUUGCAGAAUCGAAGUGUAGCUUCUUCUCCAAAUGUUACUGAGAUUUCCACUGUUAAUCAAUCUACAACAUCUGCCAUAAUAAAAGAAGGAGACACCAUUACAUGUAUGUGUGCCGGAAAUAUUGGAAAGCCUCCAGGGAAGUUUAUAUGGCAGAAAUAUCGACAUGGAGAAAAAAUUCCAAUGAACUACACACAUAUUUCUACAAUAGCGACUGAAGUUACAGACAAGUGCUCCUACUAUGGCACCAGUUACCUUCAGCUCCGGGUAACUUCUUCGGAUAACCAAGCAACCAUUCGGUGUUUCAUUGAUUCGCCGUUGGCAAAACCAUAUAUGCAUGUGGAAAUGAAACCAAUAGACGUUACGUCUUUUAGUAAAGAUAUGACCACGUAUCCUACCACAAGCAGUUAUUUUACGGGUUCCGAGGGAGCAACAGAAUCACACAGUGGAUACAUUUAUUUUGGUAUUGUUAUUGGUUUGUUGGCUUUGGUUUUAUUGGUUGCAUACGGAAUUUAUCUGUUUAAAAGAAAGCAUAACGAAGAACCAACGAACAACAAUUUGUGCAUCGUAGGCCCACCCACACAACAGACAGGUCACUGUGAAAUCAUUGCGAUGACUAAUGAUAUUGACAAAGAGACAUCAAAAGGUGCUGCCGUAACUAUUGACGACCCAAGAUUGCCUACCAGUGAAAAUCUGGCAAGAUAAGAACAUAAAGACAAUCAAACUCCGACCAAUACAUCUCCUGUAACUACCGUAAGUGUAAAUGCCCAGUUGAAAAAAGGUAGAAAAACUCAGAUUCCAAACGAAGACAACAAAGACCAGAGCGGAGAAAUAACAAACACGAAAAAUCACAGUAUAGAACAGAACAUGAUGGCAGAGAAAGAAUCUAGCUUGUAACAGGAAAGUGAAGAUAUGCAGAACAAUAUUAAAAACCAAAGAUUCAUAAACAGGGCUUUUGAAGAUUGAAUGUGCUCAUCCACAAAAAAGAAUACUUGAUGUCGCGUUUUGCAUUUUAAAGCCCUUUUCAACUUCGCAAUUUUUAAAUUAAAUGUGUGUAAUUAAAUUGGUAAAAAUUAAGUGUUACUUUUUGAAAUCGGAAAAGCCGCGAAAAUAAAUCGUCCGCAAAAAUAGGGAGGUGUACAGUAUUCAGUUCUCUGCUGGCUUCCAAAUGAUGGUAAAUGAACUAACAUAGCUCAAAUAUUAGUUUUGAUGCUUAUUCCAAAACAUUAUUCUUAAGGGAUCGAGUUAAACUUUUUAUUUACCCCCGUCCCCCAUAUACUGUAUUGGAUCAAAGGUAAAUAUUUAUACAAAUGAUUUUUUCAUUAUCAGAAGAUUUGCCAGACAUAGAGAAUUAUGAUUUUAAUAAGUGAUUUCAGUACUUUUUUUAUUAAAUAUUUAAAUUUGGUUAAACGUUGAGUAAAAAAAUAGUCACGACCUUAUUCAAAUAAACAUGUUAUAGUAUGUCUGCUUUUUAGUUCAACAUGCGUUGCUAUGAAGUCAAUUU
Messenger RNA from Mytilus trossulus (common blue mussel), 2089 nucleotides. RefSeq lists its product as uncharacterized. The record is from RefSeq and is a predicted model, not a curated record. The coding region runs from base 97 to 1290 and encodes 397 amino acids. Lineage: Eukaryota; Metazoa; Mollusca; Bivalvia; Mytilida; Mytilidae. The transcript is spliced from 8 exons.